This is a messenger RNA of Penicillium pulvis, 2202 nucleotides long. Its product is annotated as M13 family metallopeptidase. The transcript is spliced from 5 exons. NCBI's taxonomy places the organism in Eukaryota, Fungi, Ascomycota, Eurotiomycetes, Eurotiales, Aspergillaceae. Gene Ontology annotation, biological process: protein processing. Bases 1 to 2202 code for a protein of 733 amino acids. Gene Ontology annotation, cellular component: plasma membrane. Gene Ontology annotation, molecular function: metalloendopeptidase activity. The record is from RefSeq and is a predicted model, not a curated record.
AUGGCUACAUCAAACGACGAUGAUGGCUGGAAGCCGGAUCGCAAGUACAUGGAAGACGUCGAGCCAGAAGACCAGCAGGUCCUCCUGGGCACCGAGGAGCGCCUGGAAACUGGAAACCAUUCAAUUGUGUACCGUGUCUUCAAGAGAGGUCGCGCUCCGCCGCCUAUCUGUAAGACGCCUGAAUGUGUUCACGCGGCGUCGGAGAUCCUCUACAAUCUGGAUACAAACUAUGAGAAGAUUGACCCCUGUACCGACUUUGACCAGUAUGUCUGCGGUGGUUGGAGAGAGCGCCAUGAUAUGCGCGCUGACCAGGGUUCGGUCUUUGCUGGAACCAUGAUGGAGGAGGUUGCCCAGAGCCGCCUUCGUCAUAUUCUGGAGCGCUCAGAGGCUCCGCAGGAUGACGCCGGAAAUUUCAAGAAGCUGAAGGAUGCGUACAGCGCUUGUCUGGAUGAAUCUGUUAUCCGGGAACGCGGCAUUCAGCCCUUGGUUGAAGUUCUAGCGAAGCUGCAAAGCAUCUAUCCUGAAAACGACGAAACCACCAUGGGCACCGAAGAUCAUAUCACUGACGCUGUACUGUUCCUCAUUCAAACUAGUGUUGAGGCUCUUGUGUCUCCAGGUGUUUCGCCCGACGAUAGGGAUCCUGAUAACGUUGUUAUUUUUGUGAACCCGCCUGGGGAAAUUGGACUUCCCGCACGCGAGUAUUACAAUAAUACGGACAUGGUCGCCAAGUAUACAAAUGUCGUGAAGCAGAUCUUCCAAGCGUUCGAGGUCUCUGACUUUGAAAAAGUCGCGGAGAACGUCGUAACCUUUGAGAAAGAGCUGGCCGAUGUGACUCCGGAUACGCAAACUUCAGAGGAUGUCACAAAGUAUUACAACCCACUCAGUAUCAAGGAGACCGAGUCAUUGGUGCCCCAAAUAUCCUUGACCGAUAUUAUCUCAGGGCUUGCACCGCAUGACUACAAAACCGAUCGCUUGAUUGUUGGGUCGCCUUCAUACAUGAAGGCUCUCUCCGAGAUCUUGAAGCACACCUCCCGACAGACUGUGUCUUUCUUCUUCCAAUGGAAGAUCAUCCAGGCCCGUGCCACUAGUAUUGAGGAUGACAAGAUUUCCGCCCUCACCCGAUUCAAUAAUGAACUCGCUGGAAAGGACGCAAAUGCCAAAGAAGAGCGAUGGAGAACGUGUAUUCGCAGCCUCGAUGAAGGUCUGGGCUGGAUUCUGAGUCGAUUCUACGUGUUGGAUUCAUUCUCGGAAGAGUCCAAGAAGCUUGGUGAUCAAGUGGUGUCGGACAUCAAGGAACGGUUUGCCUUCACUCUGGACCAAACCGCAUGGAUGUCUCCGGAUGUACGGAAGUUGGGUAUUCAGAAGGUGGAGAAUAUUGUUCAGAAGAUUGGUUUCCCAACUAAGAGUCCCAACGUACUGGACCCACAGGAUGUGGAGAAGUACUAUGCUGCACUCAAUGUGUCUAGCAAGACCUUCUUUGAGAACGAGGUUGCCAUCGCGAAGUUUGAUAUUGCAAACGAGUGGUCCAAGUUGGGCAAACCAACCAACCGAGAUGAGUGGGAUAUGACCGCGCCCACGGUCAAUGCCUACUAUAACCCCCCGGGGAACGAGAUCGUCUUCCCGGCCGGUAUCAUGCAACCCCCGACGUUUUACGGGCCAGCAGCACCCUUGUACCUAUCCUAUGGAGCUUUUGGAGCUGUCAGUGGCCACGAGCUCUCUCACGCGUUUGACUCGACUGGUCGGCAUUACGAUGAGACGGGCAACUACACGAACUGGUGGGAUGAUGAGACCGUCCAGGCCUUUGAAGAAAGGGCUCAAUGUUUUGUAGAUCAAUACUCCAACUUCACCGUCGAGGGACAUGGCGGCAGGUUGUUGCAUGUGAAUGGACGCCUCACCCUCGGUGAGAACAUUGCGGAUGCCGGGGGAUUGACCGCUUCGUUCCACGCCUGGAAGAAGCACGACGACGCAAAGCCCGACCUCCAUCUUCCGGGGCUGGAGGCUUUCAGCAAGGAGCAGUUAUUCUUCGUUUCCUACGCCAACUGGUGGUGUGGUAAAACUACUCCCGAGGCCGCGGAGAAGGCCAUCUAUACUGACCCACACGCGCCCAAGUCCGCGCGGAUUAUUGAAACGAUGGCAAACUCCCGCGAGUUCAAGGAGGCAUUCCAGUGCCCGGAGAAGAAGCCGGUUUGCCAGCUCUGGUAG